CUCUCUCUCUCUCUCUCUCUCUCUCUCUUUCUCGACCCACUACUACAACCCCGCUUCGCAGUCCGUGGCCAUGUCUUACUACGACGGGCGUCAAUAUUCUCGCCCUUCCGCCGGUUACAAUUCCGACUACUAUUACCCUCCAUCUCGCCAUCAGACUGAUGUCGUGCGUCAUCACCGUGAUGGCAGCGUCGAGUCCUUCGAGGCCGUCCACCGCGACUACCCCCCCGCCGAUUAUGGCUACGAAUACGGUUAUGGCAUUCCCCCGCAGGGAAAACCCGCCCGCGCCGCCACCGUCCACGAAAGUGUGCGCCGUUCCCACUCCAUGAAUAACCGAGAUCCCUACUACAAUGAUGGCUCCGACUACUACCGCCCCUCUCAUCGCCGCUCUCGACGCCACGACGAUCGACAUGACCGGGGAAGAUACUCCCGGUCCCCGUCCGAGAGCCGCUCUCCCCCACCGCGCCGACGCAAGUCCAUCUCCGAGCAGGCGCUGGGGGCGCUUGGACUGGGAUCCCUCGCCUCGUCCGGCUCGAGGCAUCGGGAGCGCGGCCGCUCCCAGGACCGCGAUCGCAAGUCGUACUCCUACUCGCCGUCGCCCACUCGAUCGCGGAGCCGCCACCGGCGAGAGAAGAGUGAGCAGCGCAUAGCGCAGGCCAUGCGGGCCGCUCUGACCGCCGGAGCAAUCGAGGCCUUCCGCGUCCGCAAGGAUCCGGGCGAGUGGACCGGCGAGAAGGGUAAACGAAUCCUAACGGCAGCCAUUGCGGCUGGAGGCACGGAUGGACUGGUGGACCGGGAUCCUAAGAAGCACUCCAAACGCCAUGUCGUCGAAUCCACCCUGGCCGGUCUGGCAGCAAACCAUUUCCUUAACGGUUCGCGUUCCCGCUCUCGCUCUCGCGGUCGUCACCACCACCGCUCGCAGAGCAAUAGUGGUGUGAAGAACCUGGCUGCCACAGGCGCCCUGGCUGCGAUCGGCAAAGAAGCGUACGAUCGGUUCCGGUCCAGGUCUCGUCCGCGGGACCGCAGUCGGGGUCGAUCCUCCUCCGUGGACAGUUAUGAUGAUCGUCGUCCGAGACGGCGCAGUAAGAGCGUCUCGGACUAUCUUCACAAGGGGAUGGAGGCACUCGGUCUGAGCGAAAAAGACGGCCGUGACAGCCGUGACAGCCGCGACAGCCGCGACCGCGAUGGCCGUCGGCCAUCCCGGCGCGAUGACUACCCGGAUGACUACAGCGACUAUGAUUAUCGCCGCCCCCGAAGCCCGCGGCGCACCCGGCAUUCUAGAGAUGUGAGUCGACCAAUGCAGGCCGAAGAAGCUGGCUACAGCCGUACCCGUGCCCCGGAUGAACACCGUUCUGCCAGCGCCGAGGAUCAUGACUCUGACUUGGGAAGCAGUACCGAUGAGGAAAAACGCCAAAAGAAACUAACGCGCAAGACGCUGGUCAAAGCCGGGCUGGCCACCGUGGCCACCGUCCACGCCGCGCAUGAGAUCCAUGAAAGCAUGGAGAAGCACAAGAAGCGAGCCAAGAUGGUCCGCGAGGGCGAGAUCACCGCCGAGGAAGCCCGCCGCCGGCGCCUCAAGGGCCAGGUCGGGGAUGUCGCCAGCGUGGGCCUUGCCGUCAUAGGUAUCAAAGGAGCCGUCGAUGAAUGGAAACACGCGGAGGAACUGCACAAGGAGCGAACCAAAUACCGCUCGGAGUGCGAACAGAGACGAGCGCGUCGCCACCAACGCGCGCAGAGCCAGGCCAGUCAUCACCCGCGCACCAUGUAUCCCGAUGAGAUCGAGGAACACCAUCCGUCCGAAUAUGGCUCGUCCCCGAGCCUCCGAUCCCGGUCGGCGGCCCGGUCAUCGCGGGUGCCGACGGCCCAGUAUGCUUGAUCGGGGAAGCUCCAAGUCCGGCAAUCUGUCAACCCCGUUGGAGGAUGAAGUGCAUGUGCUAUGAUAUGUGUGUAUGAUGAAGAUGAUGAUAAUGAUGAGCUAUGAUUGAUGAUUGUUUCUGUCUCGUUGCCCGUGAUUGAACCUCCCUGUACCUUCUACCCGAUCCUCGCCUUGGGGUUUGGCAUGCGUCCGUGCUUCUGCGUUACGUGGUGACUUCGUUACUUUGGGGACUGGCUUUUUUGAUGAUCAUGAUUCGGAUACUCUUUCUGUAACUCUUGCGUCGAGGCAUAUUAUCAAAUUGACUUGACUUGCGUCGUACCAG
This is a messenger RNA of Aspergillus homomorphus CBS 101889, 2195 nucleotides long. RefSeq lists its product as uncharacterized. The record is from RefSeq and is a predicted model, not a curated record. NCBI's taxonomy places the organism in Eukaryota, Fungi, Ascomycota, Eurotiomycetes, Eurotiales, Aspergillaceae. Bases 71 to 1873 code for a protein of 600 amino acids. The transcript has 2 exons.